AUGCAUGCAGCCCCAACGCAAACCACAGCAACCAGCAGCAGCAGCAGCAGCAGCAGCAACAGCAGCAGCAGCAGUAGCAGCAGCAGGUCCCGCCAAAGAAUGAACGCAGCAGCAAAACGAGCAGAGCGGCAGCACAAACAGAAGCAGCAGAAUGGACAGCAGACACAACAGCAUGAACAGCAGCAGCAACAGCAAGAGCAGCAGCAAGAGCAGGCAGCAGCAGCAGCAGCAGCAGCAGCAGCUGGCAUACAGCUCAUCUGCCCGCAGGUCGCGAGAAAACCGCGGAGAGUGGAGACACAAAAGAAGCAGCAGCAAAGACGUCAGCACGUUGAGAUGCAGCUCCUCAAGAGGCAGGAAGCCGCCUUCCUGCUGCGCCGCCUCCAUUGCAUGCAGCAGCAGCAGCAACAGCAGCAGCAGCAGCAGCCGCAGCAGCAGCAGCAGCGCGCUGCUGUACCGCCCCACCCAGCCGAAGACAAGGGGACUCAGACGGAUAGAAGACAGGGAGCAGCAAAAAGAAGGCCGCUGCACCAGCAGCAGCAGCAGCAGCAGCAGCAACCGGAACAGCAGCCGCAGCAGCAACACAAGCAGCAGACACGGCACCACGAAAAUACUGCAGCAGCAGCAAGUGAAUGCAGCAGGUGCUACGAAGCAGCAGCAAAAUCCCUUUUGCCCCCCUAA
Messenger RNA from Eimeria acervulina, 678 nucleotides. RefSeq lists its product as hypothetical. The transcript is spliced from 2 exons. The coding region runs from base 1 to 678 and encodes 225 amino acids. Lineage: Eukaryota; Apicomplexa; Conoidasida; Eucoccidiorida; Eimeriidae. The record is from RefSeq and is a predicted model, not a curated record.